AUGAUAACAUUAUUAAAUAAAGUUAACCAAAAUAAUAUUAAGUUAUUAAAAUCAACAGCAUUAUUCCAAUCAUCAUUACAGUUAUCUAAAUUUAAAUAUUUUUCAACUAUAAAUAAUAACACUGAUAAAAAUCAAAAGAUAAUCGAAUUUAAAAAUGGGGAAAUUAAAAGUCAAUAUUUAAUUAAUAAUAACAAUAAUAAUAUUAAUCAAAUUACAUUAAUCAAACCAUCAGAAUCAACAUCAACAACAUUAAUUAAUGCCAAUAGUAUUAGUAUUAUAAAUAAAGCUAAAAGCUAUUUUUUACCAAAAGGAUAUCCAAACUCUGUAUCACCCGAUUACAUUCACUAUUAUAAAUGGUUAUUUUGUCAAAAUGUAGUUGGUUCAGUAACAUAUGUUCUUAGCACCCAUGCACUAUUAACCACAGUAGUAGGUAUGAGUGUAGCAUCAGCAUUACCUUUUGCAGCAGCCAUUUCAUGGGUAUUAAAAGAUGGUUUAGGAGCAUUCGCCCUAGUAUUUUUUGCAAAUAAAUUUAGUACACUUUUAGAUUUCGAUUUAAAAAAAUAUAAAUUUAGAGGCGAUAUCUUACAUAAUUUAGGUGUUUUGUUGGAAAUGUGCACACCAUUUAUUCAAGGAUAUUUUUUACCAUUAGCAUCUAUUUCAAAUUUAUCAAAAGGUCUUGCUGGUUUGAUUUAUGGAUCAACAAGAGCAAGUUUAAAUAAAAGUUUUUCAAUUAAAGACAAUAUUGGUGAUAUUACUGCUAAAUAUCAAUCACAGAGUAUGGCUGCAUAUUUGAUGGGUAUGGGUAUUGGUUCAACUUUUGGAUUGUUAUUAUCAGGUAGUACAUUCUCGGGCAUAUCAAUAGUAUUUUCGUUAUCAUUCGUUCACAUGUUUUUAGGUUACAAAGCUGUAAAAUCCAUUAAUCUUAAAUCAUUAAACAAACAAAGAUUAUCCAUUAUAAUUGACAAUUGGUUAUUAAAUUCCGAAAUUUUAAAUUCAAAAAUUGUAAAUAAUAAUGAAGAAUUCAUUUUUGAUUCAAAAUACAAUAAAGAACCACAUAUUAAAUUAGGUUUAUCAAGUGAUGAUAAAGAGUUUUUAAAUAAUCCUCAAGAAAUAUUAAAUUCAAUUAAUUUUAGUAAAUCAAAUAAUAAUAAUGAAUAUUUUAUAGUUUUAGAUAAAAAAAAUCAAAAAGAACAACAAAUCUCAGUCUACUAUUUAGAAGGUCAACAAUCUAAUAACUAUAAUGACCAAUAUAACCAAAAUUUAAUUUACAUAAAAUCAUUUUUCCACUCCCAUAUAAUUAGAAAUGAAAUUUUAAAUAAUCCAACUAAAUCAAGCGAAGAAAUCUUUAAAAUCUCACAAGAAAAAGUGGAUGAAAAAUAUCAAUUCUUUAUAAAUGAUUUAAUAAAAAGUAGUCAAUGGAAUAUCAACCCAAAUACAAUUUUAAUGAUGGAAAUUGGUGAAUCUAAAUUCAAAUUAAACUAA
This is a messenger RNA of Dictyostelium purpureum, 1482 nucleotides long. RefSeq lists its product as uncharacterized. The record is from RefSeq and is a predicted model, not a curated record. NCBI's taxonomy places the organism in Eukaryota, Evosea, Eumycetozoa, Dictyosteliales, Dictyosteliaceae. Bases 1 to 1482 code for a protein of 493 amino acids. The transcript is spliced from 3 exons.